UCAAAAGGAAAGAGGAAGCCACCGCCGAGCGAAGAACUUCUCGAAGCCUCAAUCAAUCACAGGCAUUCACAGCCAUCUCCGGUUAGGCAGGGAGGACGUGAGUAUAACCGUCCAUCCUUGAUCGCUUCUGGUCGAUCAUCCACAGAAAUAGGGAAGAAUAAAGGCUUCAUGACAAUCCGCCGUCUAUUAGGAUCCACACCUCGUAUCAUUGUCCUCUUGUACAGUUCUAUUCUUCUAAGCUGGAUUCCAGAACCGGUAACAGCGGCAGUUGUUACACUUGAUUCUAUUCAAAUAUUCCAGACUCAUGAGCUGUUCGGUCGCAGUCCGACUGUUUACUUUCAGUGUAAAGGGGAAAACAAGACAAUCUUGCCUGAUGUGAAGAAAAAAGACAUUCUCUAUGACUUCAAAGGGGAGGAGUCUUGGCAGCCAUUGACACAACUUUUAGAUAAGAAAUGCAAGCGGUGUGGGUUCUAUGAGGAAGAUACAAUAAAAUCAGAUGAUGUGUUUGAUGAGUGGGAAUUUUGCGCAUCUGAGUUUACAAGUGCUGAUGGAAAAUACACCCAUUUCAAGGAGAAAGAGUUCAAUGCAACAUUUUGGUGUCCAGAGUGUGUCCCUCUUGUAGGCGCACCUGUUCACUCUUAUUCCCAAAAUGAGCAAAAGGGAAUGAGCUGGACAAUAGUACUGCUCAUGGUAGCUUUGGCCUCGGUGAUUUUAGUUCUUGGAGGGGUAAUCGCUCACAGGUAUUGGCAAAAAAGGAAAAGGCAACAAGAUCAAGCACGCUUCCUCAAACUAUUUGAAGAACAGGAUGAUGACAUGGAUGAUGAAUUGGGAAUAGGGCCCCUCACCAAUGUCAUAUAAAUAUGAACAUAUGUAUACUUUUCACUAACUUCAGAGCAUUUUUUGUUUUUGGAAGCGAUAUAUGAUCAUAUUUUCAUUUGUAUAGAGCAAAAGUUAGUAAUUGAAGUCUCUGCAUGCAUUUGCUGUAUAGAACUAUUGCAGGUUACGUUAUAGAAACACAAAAUGCAAAUCAUACUCACACGAGCUCAUCUUUGUUGUUUAAC
Molecule: messenger RNA, 1061 nt
Organism: Cuscuta europaea
Lineage: Eukaryota; Viridiplantae; Streptophyta; Magnoliopsida; Solanales; Convolvulaceae
Source: the annotation of a GenBank genome assembly